AUGUCACCCUUCAAGCAAAUCCUACGCAUCAUUCUGGUCAUACACGGUUUCCUCAACAUCGCGCAAGGCUUCUAUGUCGUCUUCUCCCCGCGAGCGUGGGCUAAGCAGGCGGGUCCAGCCUUCGUAGGCUCCAGUGAGCAGGCUUUACAGAGCAUCGGUCUAGGCUCGAUCGGCGUAGGCGCUUACGGCGCACUUGGGGCGUACUCAAACGAUCGUCACUUCUACGCUCUGACAGCAUUGAUGCGAUAUACAUUUGCAGCCACCGUCUUGACGCAAUGGGACCGGGACCAGAAUGGCGUUGCGAUCUACGAGAUUCUAGUAGCUGGUACCGCGAUGCUUGCGUCUGUGCUGAACUAA
Saxophila tyrrhenica is the source of this 357-nucleotide messenger RNA. RefSeq lists its product as uncharacterized. NCBI's taxonomy places the organism in Eukaryota, Fungi, Ascomycota, Dothideomycetes, Mycosphaerellales, Extremaceae. The record is from RefSeq and is a predicted model, not a curated record. The transcript has 2 exons. The coding region runs from base 1 to 357 and encodes 118 amino acids.